AAAGCUACUAAUUAUUUUAUUCUUUUGUGUUGCAGAUACUAUGGAAAACUCAAAUGAUGAUGAUGAAGAAGAAUAUACGACAGAAGAAAUAAAGGAUAUAACAGCCGCCAACUGCCCCAAAAAAAGCUUUCAUAGUGACUAUAUCGACAUUAAAGAAUUCGCCCUGAAACAUAUACCCAGUGGUCCAUUCAGGACAGUAGAUGUUCACUACUGUGUUCUACUAAUGGCCCAACUGACGGUUUUGAUUCGUGCUCCUCACCCUAAGGGAACUGGAUUUGUUCAGCGUGUACGACGUAAAACAGGAUGUCCUUGUCCUUGUGGAGACUGUAGGAAAAAUGGGCAGGGAGGUGUGUCAGAAUGGGGUGUGGUGACGGUUUCUACUGUGUUUCAUGUGAUUCAAAACCAGGAGGACGCUGGGAAAUCUACAGCCUUGUUGUACAAUGACGGUGAAGGCUACAGUAAAAAGAAAAUACACGGUUACAGACUUUUAGAAACGGAUAAGGAUGUGGGGCAAAACGAUUGGUGUGCAGUUGAAUAUGUAACGCAUGAAAAAAUCGUAUUGGAUAGACUGGAAAAUGAUUUGAGAGAAUUCGAAGACUUGCAGGGGUUGCUGUAUUCUAAGUAUAAACGGGUUGUGAAGGACAACCUUGUCGUGGUUGUUGGGCAUCCCCAUGGCAGGUGUAAGAAGGUUAGUGUCGGGACGUAUGUACGGAGGGAGACACUUAAAGAUGUCAGGGACAGGCAGAACUGGUGCAGGUACCUGUACAAGGGGGCACUGACCUGUGAGGGCAGUAGCGGGUCACCGCUGUUAAUCCCUGGUCAGCCAAUCUGUGGGUUUGGGUACUGGUUCGGACAUGCACAUAAUCACUCCAAGACGGUAACACUCAAGUCUAGCCAUCCGACAGCUGGUGAUUUGAAAUCCCUGAGUUCUGUGGGUGUAGAUCAUCUAUUGAGUCAACGAGUGUAA
This is a messenger RNA of Physella acuta, 967 nucleotides long. RefSeq lists its product as uncharacterized. Lineage: Eukaryota; Metazoa; Mollusca; Gastropoda; Physidae. The record is from RefSeq and is a predicted model, not a curated record.